Molecule: messenger RNA, 5593 nt
Organism: Schistocerca cancellata (South American locust)
Lineage: Eukaryota; Metazoa; Arthropoda; Insecta; Orthoptera; Acrididae
Product: mast/stem cell growth factor receptor kita-like
Exons: 22
Coding region: 39-3389 (1116 amino acids)
Biological process (GO): protein phosphorylation; multicellular organism development; cell surface receptor protein tyrosine kinase signaling pathway
Cellular component (GO): signaling receptor complex
Molecular function (GO): transmembrane receptor protein tyrosine kinase activity; ATP binding
Source: RefSeq, a predicted model, not a curated record
UCCCAAAAGAAGUCUGUCGUGAGCAGAGGACCAGUGCGAUGCUACUGCUUGCUGUCGCGCUGUCUACGCUCGUCUUAGUCGGUGUAAAAUCAGACGGACCGAGAAUAACAUCACCGAAAGAUGAAACAGUUGUGCAAAAAGGAGAAACAAUUACCGUUGUGUGCGAAGGAGAAGGUGACUUGAAAUGGGAAUAUCCUGAAUACAGCGGAUCAAAGGUGAAUGUAACCAAUGAGCACCACAAGACAACUCUGAAGAGAUAUCAAGCUAAUUAUCUAGAUGUUGGGUAUUACAUAUGCUACACAGAAAAUAACUACAACAAAAUAAAAAAUCAAGUAUAUAUUUAUGUGAAAGAUGAACAGCAACCAAUUGCUAUGGCAACUAAAAGAAUAUUUGUGACCGUUGAACCAUCAGGAACUGUCAUAGUACCCUGCAGACCUACAUCUCCAGAUGUCAAAUUGCACCUUAUUAAACUAGAAGAGGCUGCGGAGGUUCUCCCUGAAGAUGACGAACGAAUCACUGUCAGUAAGGAAGGCUUUGUUAUUCACAGUGUAUCUUUGACUGACAAUGGAAAUUAUGUAUGCUGUCUAUAUGGGGCAGAUGGUCAAUGUGAUGAAACACAUCGUUACGACAUUAGAAUAAACGUGAAAAAGACACUUGGUUCCUUACCUUUGCCUGAAGUGUUUGGUCCAAAAUAUGCAGUUGUUGGCAGUACUGUAGCAAUGUUUUGCAAUGUUACAACAUUGGCAUCAGCUCAGCUUCUACAACUGAAAUGGAUAGUAUUGAAUGAGACUUACAUUAAGACUGGCCAUGUAAAAACAAAGUCAUUAGAAAGAACACGAAAUUAUGGGGGUGUAUCAGAAAAUGUUUACGAAGAGGUAAUAAUUAUCUCAAAUAUCACAACUGAUGAUGCAGGAGCCUAUACAUGUGAGGUCAGAAAUGAUAAAAAUGCACAGAACAAAUCUAUAGUGCUCCACGUGCGUGGUGAUUCUUUUGUUGAUGUCUCAUUUUCUGCCACAAAGGACGUAACUGUAAAUGAUGGAGAGAAUGUUACAUGGGUGGCAUAUAUUGAUGCAUUUCCAAACAAAUUUUCUGUUGUGUGGAAGAGUCCACAGGAUAAAGAAAUUGAUCCUGUUUUGCGAUAUUCUCUAAUUACAAACAGCAAAGAAAUCAAGUUUUCUAUUCAAAAUGUAACAACCAAGGAUCAGGGUAGAUACACAGUGGUUGUUCAAAAUUCAGGAAGUGAAUUCAUUUCAUAUCCAACUCUGACAGUACGUGGUAAGCCAACAACAUGGAUUGUCAACAAUCAGAAGAAAAUAUUCUUAGCUGAAAAAGAAACAUACAUAGUGAAGUGUGAGGUUGCUAGUGGUUCCAGCCUUGUUAUUGUUUCCUGGAAUUUUACUUCAUGCACUAGUGAAUCUGCUUGCACAACCAAAUAUUUAGAAACAGAGCAAAGGAAUAAUGCAGAUGGUGUGAGGAAUGGAUCUUUUCUGACUUCCACGUACAAAUUUUCAUGUGAAAUACCAGGAAAUCUGUCUUGUAUUGCUUCAGAUGACUAUGGAAUAGGCAGCAACACCAUUGAAAUUAUUUGUGAAGGUGUUACAAAUGCUGAAGCUCUUACAGCUGGUGUGGUGUGUGCUGCACUUGUACUUAUUAGCAUUGUAGCUGUCCUAGCGUUUAAACUGAUAAAAGAGAAGAAACUACGAAAAAAAUUAAGUGAAAUUGGCCUUGAAAAUUUUGUGGAUGGAGCACCAGAAAGUAUGAAUCCAAAUCUUCCUCUGGAUGAACAGGCAGAGCUACUGCCAUACAAUAAAAUUUGGGAGUUCCCCCGUGAAAAAUUAAAAUUUGGGAAGCAACUAGGUUCUGGAGCUUUUGGUGUUGUAGUAAAGGCUGACGCAUAUGGUAUUCUCGAACCUGACAAAACCACAACAGUAGCAGUGAAGAUGGUAAAACAGAAUGUUGAUAUCACAUACAUAAAAGCUCUUGCUUCAGAGCUCAAAAUUAUGUGCCAUCUUGGGAAACAUCUGAAUAUUGUGAAUUUAUUGGGUGCUUGUACUGAUAAUCUUUCCAAAAGAGAGCUUCUGGUAAUUGUAGAAUAUUGCAGGUUUGGUAAUUUGCACAGUUACCUGAUUCGCAAUCGAAAGAACUUUAUAGAUCAAAUAGACCCAGGAACAGAUAGCAUAGACCCAAGUAUCUGCAUAGAAAUAUUAUCACGGCCAGAAAACAGUCAAGGAUCAAGUAGGUCAAAAUCCAGGUCUUCCAUAUCUUCAGAUACCCAUCAAUCUAACAGCAACAGCGCUGUGAGGUAUAUUCCAUCAUCCACAAGUGAUACAAGUGAACAUGGUCAAGUCAGUUUCAACCCAAGUGUGAGUGGUGGCAGCAGACCACAAGAAUGGUGCUAUUAUUAUAAGUGUGAUGAUGCUGGUAAAGUGAAUCCAGUAUGUACGCAUGACCUUGUAUGCUGGUCAUACCAAAUAGCUAAUGGAAUGGAUUACUUAGCUCAGAGAAAGGUGUUACAUGGAGACCUGGCAGCUCGAAACAUUCUACUGGCCGACGGGAAUGUUGUGAAGAUCUGUGAUUUUGGUUUGGCAAAGAAUAUGUAUCGUUCCAACAUAUACAAAAAGAAGAGUAGUGGACCACUGCCAUUUAAAUGGAUGGCUAUAGAAGCCAUAAAGGACCGCAUAUUUUCAACACAAUCAGAUGUGUGGUCCUAUGGUGUGACUCUGUGGGAGCUCUUUUCUUUGGCAACGACACCAUACCCAGGCAUGGAGCCAGAUGAGAGAUUGCUUCAGAGGUUGAUUAAUGGCUACCGAAUGGAAAAACCACAAUAUGCUACCAACAAAAUAUAUGAGAUUAUGCUGAGCUGUUGGCACACUGACCCUAAUAAAAGAGUGACUUUCUCGCAGUUGGUUGAAGAAUUUGGAAAUAUCCUGGGAGAGAGAACCUUAACUCAUUAUCAUAACUUAAAUGAUGAAUAUAUCAGCAUGAGUCCUAAACCAGGACCUAAUGGAGAUGACUAUCUUGCCAUGGCUGCUGCACCUGAUUAUAAUAAAUUACUAUCACCAGUGGAAGGUGAAAAUCAUUCAUAUAUAAAUAGUAACCCAUUGUCAAGUGAAAAUCCUGAAAUUGAACAUAUAAGAGACUACACUGAUAUGAACUGUGCAUCACCCUCUGGUUAUGAUGUCAGCAGUAUUGAUACAGGCUUCCACAGUGAUGGUUCACAGAAUACAACAUAUGAAGCCAGAGAUGAUAACAGCAACAAAACAGCGAAGCUGGCAAAUGUUAAAUUAUACUCUCACACAAAAGAUUCUCAGAAAGAUACUGAAAAGCAAAAUAUUUCACCAGAAAAUAAUGGAAUCUCAAACCCUGCAUAUUUUCACACCUCAUUGUAAUUCUCAUUACUCUGUAAGUAAUUUAUUUGUUGCUACUGGUCUUUUAAAAUCUGUAUUUCUUGUGAAUAUUUGCUUCAAGAUACCACAUAAACCAUUAAAAGUGCAACCUGUUGCAUUAAAUGACAACUAACUCAUUUUAAAACUCUUUGUUCUGAUGGUUGUGAUACUAUGUAUGCAUAUUAAUUGAGCAUAAUAAGAAAUGUGUCCACCUCCAUAGCUGAGUGGUAUGGAUGGAUGACCCCAAUACAGACGUUUCGGGUUUGAUUCCUCAUACUGCCAGUAAUUUUUCCUUGGUGCGACGUAAAGGGUGCACUCAGCCUCAGGAAACCAACUGAGGAGCUACUUGACCAAUUACUAGGGGUGCCAAGAUCAAGAAGUCCAACAAUGACUGGGAAAAUGGUGUGCUGACCACAUGCACCUCCAUAGUGUAUGCAAUGCCACCAAUGGUAAAGGAUGACACAGUGGUUAGUCAGGCCCAAUUGGCCAAUCUAGGAAUGCAGAACCUUACUUUCUUAUAAUUAGAAAUGGAAGUAUAUUUCCUUGGUUGCUUAGAUGAAUGAAAUAAACAUCUCUCAUUCAUUAUUUUAGCAUGCGUGUUGCUUACUUUCAGUUGCCAGUAAACAGUAUUGUGUAUUGUAUCUUUUUAAAAGAUAUUUAUUUUAUAGGAGAUGACAUCUAAUAUUUAGAAGUAUUUGAUGUUUUAUUGUAGUUUAUGAUUUGUGGCAAUGAACCUCAAUAAAUAAAUUUAAAUGUAAAACUGCUCAGUUGAUGAGCAUCUCUCAAGCAAAAGAUGUAUUUUAAAGAAAUAAUAUUUCAUUUUUUAUAAAAUACUAACUUAUAGAAGAUGAAUGUUAAUAAAUGUCAUGUUAAAUUCUUUGCGUGAUAUCUGCAUACAACAUUAAAUAUUUAUUGCCAUUGUUGAUUGCCCACAAAAUGCACAGAAUGUAUAAAUUUGAUAUCUGCAUACCACAUUAAAUAUUUAUUGCAAUUGUUGAUAGCUCACAAAAUGCACAGAAUUUAUAAAAUCUUCAGAGAUCUACUUAAUAAUUCUCAACUUGUUACAGGCUGAGUCAAAACUUUAUGACCAGCUGCUUAACUGCAUCUCGGUUCACCAUUUUAAUGAAAAACUCAGUGAUUAUGCCUGGCAUUGAUUGUCAGAGAGACGUGAAACUAAAUCUCUAUAGACUGGUCAUGAAAUUCCUGUCCUAGAUGUGUUUCAUUGGGUUCAGAUCAAGUGAAUUUUUUGGCUAAGGCAUCAAUAUGAAUUCAUUAUCAUGCUCCUCAAACAACAGUGGCAUGAUUCUGGCCUUGAGACACUGACAGUUAUCCCACUGGUGGAAUUGGAACUGGGGAAGACAUCAAGCUUGAAGGGAUACAGGUGGCCCACAAUAAUGUUCACAUAGUCCACACUGUCAUGGUGCAUUUGAAUAGUAGCAAAUACCCUGUGGAAGUCAAAAUAAACAUUCCUCACAGCACAAUAUCACCUAAACCAGCCUGCAUACCUGGCAUGGUACAUGUAUUAAGCAGCCAUUCACCUGGAUGACAGGAUCUCUGAACAUGGCCAUCAACCUAGCACAAAAAAUAAACAUGCUUCAUCAAACCAGGCAAUCUGUUUCCAUUGAUGCACAGUCCAAGCUCAGAUAUCUUGCAAUGCUGCAAUCAUAAUUGAUAGCUCUGGGCACACAUAAGGGUAGUCUGCUGUUGAGCCCUAUGUUCAACCAUGUGUGCUGAGAUGGGUGCUGUGAAACAUUUAUGCCUGCCCCAACACUGUACUCUGUCAUCACAUCAUCCACAGAUCACAGCUUAGCCUGUGUUACAGAGUGGGUUAGCCUCUAACCUCCAUGUUGUGUGAAGAGGCAUAGACACCCAACACCUUGCCUACUUGUGGUUUCACCAUCCUUCAACCACUUUCCUUAUGUGCUCAAGACAGCAGCAUGCAGACAGCCAACCAGCUUAGCCAUUGCUGAGAUGCUCAUUCCCAGGGGCUAAACCAUAACUAUCAGCCUUUGUCAAAUAGAUUUAUGUUAGUGGAUUUUCUCAUUUGCAUCACAUAUCAUUGUUAGAAUUAAUUUUACGAAAAAUUUCUUAUUAUAGUCUCAGCUGCAAAUAUUCAAAGUUGGUUGUUAAUUUCAAUCACAAGCAAUGAUUUUUUUAAAGUAAGUAUUUUAUCUUCAAGCAUUUUGGAUGCUGUUGAUGCUGACAGU